Molecule: messenger RNA, 3555 nt
Organism: Cydia strobilella
Lineage: Eukaryota; Metazoa; Arthropoda; Insecta; Lepidoptera; Tortricidae
Product: cAMP and cAMP-inhibited cGMP 3',5'-cyclic phosphodiesterase 10A-like
Exons: 15
Coding region: 142-2502 (786 amino acids)
Biological process (GO): signal transduction; negative regulation of receptor guanylyl cyclase signaling pathway
Molecular function (GO): protein binding; 3',5'-cGMP-stimulated cyclic-nucleotide phosphodiesterase activity
Source: RefSeq, a predicted model, not a curated record
GAAAUAAUUCUGUUAAAUCCAACCUUCACAUUACUAAUGACAAGACUUUUGAUUAAGAUAAAAAAACUGCCAAACUUCUGAUUGACAUCAACUGUCAUCAUCUCAAAAUAAACAUAUUUAGUUACAUUUUCAUUGUAAACCAUGUCGGCGAAAUCUGUUAUAAAAACCGCAGCCAAUGAAGACGAGGACGAAAAAAAGAAUCAGAAAAAGCCCAAUCUCCCAUCCAAUCUCACCAUCACCAAUAAAAUGAGUAAAACCACAAGCCUACUUCGCAAAACGCAGUCGCAUUUCUUAGUGUCCCCUGAGAAACUGGACAAGGCCACGAAAAGGGUUAUAGCUCCGUACGCGCAGAUAGUGAGGAAAGGGUUAAAAGAAGAGAGAAAAGAAGGAACGUACUUGGAUAUAAAUAGGUUUAACGUGUUUUUGGAAGACACGGUUGAUUUGGACUCGCUGCUGUAUGAGACUGCUAUGGUGUUGAAAACUGUUACUAAUAGUUCUGGAGCGUUUGUGUACAUAGUGAAUAAAGUGAACAAUGAACUGGUACUGAUGCCAAAAAAUACGAAAAAUCCAGCGAGACAUGAAGUCAACAUUCCUAUUGAAGAGGGCAAAAUGGCUGCAGCCCACGUGGCCUCUACCAAGGAAUAUCUCGUAUUAGACGACGUGCAGCGCGACCGGCGCUUCUCCUCAGGGCUUCGCUGGAUAGAUGCCAAGACCGCGCUCGUCAUGCCAGUACUGCAGCCUGACGGGGAUUUAUAUGCUGUGCUAGAGCUGUAUAGGACGUGUGCGGAGCCCUAUGAUGCGAACGUAGUGUACACGGUGGUGAGCGUAGCCUGCUGGGCAGGCGCAGCGGCGCACCAGGCCGCCGCUCGCGUCACACUACAGAAGACCGGCCAUCUCAACGCGGAGCUGCGCGCUUUGCUGAAUAGCUACUUCUGCAAUCUAGCGUCUAUCGACACGAUGCUUACCGAUAUGUUGGCGGUAGUGAAGUCCUUUAUGGGUGCAAUGCGGAGUAGCUUCUACAUUAUAAACAGGGAGCGAGCCGAGCUGACGGCCGAUAUGUGGGACGACGGCUGGGCAGAGACUACGGCUAUGCCCCGGAAGAAGACUAAAAUCGACUUGAACGCCGACCAGACCCCGGCAGGCCUUGUGGCACGGACCGGGGUUACCCUCAAUGUGCGAGAUGCGUACAAAGACCCAAGAUUCACGAAGGAGGUUGACCCUACUACCGGCACCGUCGUUCGAUCGUGUCUGACUAUGCCGAUUAUGGAUAAGAAGGGAGUUAUCGGAGUUGUUCAACUGACCAACAAAAAGAACGCGAAACCUUUCGAAGCCGAAGAUGAGGAGAUAUUCAAAGUGUUCGUCAGCUAUUGCUCUCUCAUCGUGCAGUUCUACCACAUGCAUCAGGAGAAGAUCUACCAUGAAAACCUCAACCACGUAUACUGCGACCUGAUGCAUGUGCACCUGAAGCCGUGCCGACACGACUUCGACGAGCUCAUGGAGACCAACGGGAUAACGAUACCGCCGAACAACUUCAACAGCUACGACUUUCACAUAAGCGAGAUAAGCAAAGAAGACAUGCCCGGGCUCGUAUGCUACAUGUUCAGCGAAACAUUUAUGGAUAAAAAUUUCGACCGCACGCAAAUGGCAGACUUCGCGCUAACCGUGCUGGGAUGCUACCGGCCCAACGCUUACCAUAACGCAGAACACGCGUUUUGCUUCACGCACACUAUGUACAUGAUUCUGAUGACUAAUCCAGGACACUUUGAUCCCAUUGAAACAGCGGCACUACUCCUGUCCGGGCUGUGCCACGACCUGGACCACCCCGGCCUCAACAACAACUUCCUCGUGCUCAUCAACCACCCGCUCUCACAGAUGUACAGGACCUCGCUGCUGGAGUACCACCACUACUUCCUCGCCAAGAAGCUUAUUGAGGAUAAGAAAAUCAUAUCAAACCUGCCGCCAGCCGACCAAGAGCGCCUGCUAGCUGAGAUAAAAUACGACAUUCUCUGCACGGACCUGGCUGUGUACUUCCAAGUGAGGGCUCAGCUCGCCAACAUAGUCGCCGAAGGAACCUUCGACUGGAAAUUGUCUACACAUAGGAACUUGCUUAAGGGAAUACUUAUGACGACAAGUGACCUCUCGGGAUGCUGCAAACCAUUUGGUGUUGCUAAAGCUAUAACAGCUUGUAUAUACGAAGAAUUUUAUAAUCAAGGCGACAAAGAGCGCGAAAUGGGCUACACCCCGCUAAGCAUGAUGGACCGCAAGCGCUCCUCGAACCAGCCCGCCGAACAGAUACAAUUCCUCUGUGUGGUGGUGAUGCCCUGUCUACUCCUACUACAACAUGUGUUCCCUAACACGGCGCAACUUGCUGAUAAUUGCAGAUCGACCCAAGAAUCGUGGCAUGAGGAGAUAGAGAUCCGCGGUCAGAAGCUGUGGAAACAGGACGACUCGCUCGCGAGCUUCGGACGCAAACCCCUGAAAUACACCCCAGCCCCAGAGUAGGCGGACUAUUAAAUAUGCACCUUACACUGAGGAGAUAAGAGUGUUUUUGCUUUGUACGAUACACUUCGUCUGGCUUGCCAAUCGUGUCACAAAGUAGUUGAAGAUAACUGGUCUAAAAUGUAGUAAAUGUACAUGUAUUUCUUUAAAAUUUACAGGGUGGCUACCUUUAUUGCCACCACACGGUGGCUCAGUAAGAUCAAUUCCCUAAAACUAGGCAAGUCGGUUGGAACAGAGUUCCGUAGACGCUCCACGAAUGCUACCUAUAGUCUAUCUAUUCCGCAUGGAUAUUAAAAAAAAUCCACGUGACUCGGGCGUUGGGACAUUUAUCGCGUUAAUGCGACAUAUGCUGGGGCCACUUAACGGGAAAUGCCGGGAAACGCGUUUAUUCUACUUUUUUCAUACGGCCACACUGGGAUUAUUGCGAUAAUCUACGGCGUUUCCCGUUAGUGUGGCCCCGGCAAUAAGGUCACACUGGGAUUAUUGCGAUAAUCUACGGCGUUUCCCGUUAGUGUGGCCCCGGCAAUAAGGUCACACUGGGAUUAUUGCGAUAAUCUACGGCGUUUCCCGUUAGUGUGGCCCCGGCAAUAAGGUCACACUGGAAUUAUUGCGAUAAUCUACUGCGUUUCCCGUUAGUGUGGCCCCGGCAAUAAGGUCACACUGGGAUUAUUGCGAUAAUCUACGGCGUUUUCCGUUAGUGUGGCCCCGGCAAUAAGGUCACACUGGGAUUAUUGCGAUAAUCUACGGUGUUUUCCGUUAGUGUGGCCCCGGCAAUAAGGUCACACUGGGAUUAUCGCGAUAAUCUACGGCGUUUUCCGUUAGUGUGGCCCCGGCAUCACUGUCUAACAAAACCGAUGUUUGAAAGCCAUUGUCACAUCUUCUUUCACAUUUUUGUUUAAAUGCAUUUUGUAAUGUAACUAAUGAUGUGUUGCCUGAAUAAACAUUAUUCUUUUCUAUUCACGUUGUCCCUCUCUAACACAACGCCGAUGACACUGCUCGGAGCAGUCGUGAGCCGGACACGUCCGACCAAUUGAGUGAUAUACCGCUGGUAUAGAU